Molecule: messenger RNA, 3951 nt
Organism: Eucalyptus grandis
Lineage: Eukaryota; Viridiplantae; Streptophyta; Magnoliopsida; Myrtales; Myrtaceae
Product: putative calcium-transporting ATPase 13, plasma membrane-type
Exons: 3
Coding region: 281-3382 (1033 amino acids)
Biological process (GO): calcium ion transmembrane transport
Cellular component (GO): membrane; intracellular membrane-bounded organelle
Molecular function (GO): P-type calcium transporter activity; ATP binding; ATP hydrolysis activity
Source: RefSeq, a predicted model, not a curated record
UCCGUUUCGGGGAAACGGAGGUCGCCGCGUGAGGCAAAGGAGGCAUAAUCUUACACCCUGGCACAAAUGACGUCACCCUCUUGUUUAGCUCCCGCAUGUAUAUAAAGUACACGCAAUCCAUGGUCAUUGUAUCCAUAAUCACUCCACACAAAUUCGAAUGUUACACUUUUCGCGGGCAACGCAACCCCAAACUUCAGAGGUUUUUUCCUCGUCUUUGCCAUUUGCAUUGUGCCACCCUCUCUCGUAAUAGGAUCGCAAGCCUGUGCGUCUCUUCCGAGCGAUGACGAGCAUUCUCAGCAGCGACUGCUGCGUCCGCUACAAGGUGUCUCUCAACAUGCCCGCUAUGCGCAAGUUCGCCAAGCAAUGGCGUUUGGCAUUCGCCACCAUCUAUUCCUUUCGAGCCAUCGUUACCUCCGCAAAGAUAGCCAAGAAAUUCCUUAAAAAGUCUCCUUCCUACACUUUGAUCUCCAUCCACGAUGAGGCUCAGAGCGCUCGUUCCGAUCAACCCUGCUCCUUCAGGAUUGAUCAGUCUCUGCUCACCAAGCUGGUUAAGGAAAAGGACCUCCGCCACCUCCAGGAAUUCGGUGGGGUCAAGAAAGUUGCCUCCACACUUGAAACUGAUGUCUCGGCCGGGAUAAGUGGCAACCCGGUUGACGUCUCUCGCAGGCAAAAUGCGUUUGGCAUCAACUCAUACAAGGAGCCGCCUGCCAAGGGCUUCUUCCACUUCGUGUACGAGGCUUUCAAGGACCUCACAAUCAUGAUUCUUCUUGUCUGUGCCGGGCUUUCGCUUGGGUUCGGGAUCAAGGAGAAUGGGGUCAAGGAAGGCUGGUACGACGGCGGGAGUAUAUUUGUUGCAGUGUUCCUCGUGAUUGCAGUGUCAGCCAUGAGCAAUUACCGGCAGAACCGGCAAUUUGAAAAAUUGUCUCGGGUGAGCGGUAACAUUCUCAUCGAUGUGAUAAGGAAGGGUCGGGGGCAGCAGGUUUCCAUAUUCGAGAUUGUUGUCGGAGACGUGGUUUGUUUGAAGAUUGGCGAUCAAGUUCCGGCAGAUGGGCUGCUCCUCGAGGGGCACUCCCUGCAGGUUGACGAAUCAAGCAUGACCGGGGAGAGCGAUCACGUUGAAGUGAACAGCAAUCAGAAUCCGUUUCUGUUCUCAGGAACAAAGGUUGCUGAUGGGUAUGCUCAGAUGCUUGUUACAUCAGUCGGUGUGAACACGACAUGGGGCAUGAUGAUGAGCUCCAUCAUCCGUGACAACAGCGAACAAACACCUUUACAGGUUCGGCUCAACAAGCUCACCUCGUCAAUUGGCAAAGUAGGGUUGGCGGUUGCUUUCCUGGUUCUCGUGGUCCUGCUGAUUCGCUAUUUCACGGGAAACACAGAGGACGAGAACAGGAAUCCGGAAUUCAUUACAGGUCAAACCACAGGUGACGAUAUCAUAAACUCCGUGGUGGGCAUCAUCGCAGUUGCAGUGACAAUCGUGGUGGUCGCGAUUCCUGAAGGCUUGCCGCUCGCAGUGACCCUCACUCUUGCUUAUUCAAUGAAGAGGAUGAUGGCAGAUCAGGCAAUGGUGAGGAAGCUUUCAGCCUGCGAGACGAUGGGGUCGGCCACCACUAUUUGCACCGACAAGACCGGCACUCUCACAAUGAACCGGAUGAAGGUGACGAAAUUCUGGGUAGGCCAAGAGUCUCUGGCGGAAAACACAUACUCCCGUGUCUCCAACUUCGUCCUGGAUUUGAUUCGGGAUGGGGUUGCUUUGAACACUAUGGGCAGCGUCUAUAGGCUGUCUUCGGGAUCAGGGUACGAGUUCUCAGGUAGUCCCACUGAGAAGGCGAUUCUUUCUUGGGCAGUUUCACAAUUGAACAUGGACAUGGAGGAGAUAAAGAAGAGCUGUGAAGUCAUCCAAGUCGAACCCUUCAACUCGCAGAAGAAGAAAAGUGGUGUCCUAAUAAAAAAGAGUGCGGACGACAUGGUCCACGUGCACUGGAAAGGAGCGGCAGAGAUGGUCUUGGCGAUGUGCUCGAGCUUCUACGACGGGUCAGGGGUAGAGAAGGAUUUGGACAAGGAUGAAAGGAUGAAAUUCGAGCAGAUUAUCCAGGGGAUGGCAGGAAGCAGCCUCAGGUGCAUUGCUUUUGCUCAUAAACAAGUCUCCAAGGAAGCGGCCAAAGAAAGAGAAGAUGGGAAGAAGAUCCAAGAGGAGAGCCUGACAUUGCUAGGAUUUGUUGGUAUUAAGGACCCAUGCCGUCCUGGUGUGAGGAGCGCGGUCCAAGCUUGUCAGGACGCGGGAGUGAACAUCAAGAUGAUUACGGGAGACAACAUCUUCACCGCUAAGGCCAUUGCUAUUGAGUGCGGGAUUCUCAGGCCCGGGGACGACGCCUUCAAUGGAGCCAUCGUGGAAGGGGCUGAUUUCCGCAACUACACACUCGAGGAGAGGCUUCAAAGAGUUGAGAAAAUCCUGGUCAUGGCAAGAUCCUCGCCUUUCGAUAAGCUUCUCAUGGUUCAAUGCCUGAAGCAGAAUGGCCAUGUGGUCGCUGUUACUGGGGAUGGUACGAAUGAUGCACCGGCCCUCAAGGAAGCUGACAUUGGGCUCUCGAUGGGCAUCCAAGGCACUGAGGUCGCCAAAGAGAGCUCAGACAUUGUCAUCCUCGACGACAACUUCGCCUCUGUGGUGACGGUGCUGCGUUGGGGUCGAUGCGUCUACACUAACAUCCAGAAGUUCAUCCAAUUCCAGCUCACGGUGAAUGUCGCGGCUCUUGUGAUCAACUUUGUGGCUGCAGUCUCCUCCGGCAACGUCCCCCUAACAGCGGUCCAACUCUUAUGGGUGAACCUGAUCAUGGACACGUUCGGCGCCCUCGCCCUGGCCACUGAACGGCCCACUAGGGAGCUCAUGGAGAAGCCCCCCGUAGGCCGGACAGAGCCACUCAUAACCAACGUCAUCUGGAGGAACCUUGUAGCACAAGCAAUGUACCAAAUGGCCAUUCUCCUCACUCUACAAUUCAAGGGUGAAUCGAUCUUCGGGGUUGACGAGGCGGUGAAGCGGACUCUGAUAUUCAACGCGUUCGUCCUGUGCCAAGUCUUCAAUGAGUUCAAUGCGAGGAAGCUCGAGAAGAAGAACGUGUUCGAGGGUAUUAAGAAGAGCAAGCUAUUCCUUGGGAUCAUCUUCAUGACGGUGGUCCUCCAGGUGGCGAUGGUCGAGUUCCUGAAGCGGUUUGCCGACACGGAGCGGUUGACUUGGGGCCAGUGGGGCGCAUGUGUCGGGAUCGCGGCCGCAUCUUGGCCUAUCGGUUGGGUCGUCAAGUGCAUUCCGGUCCCUGAUACACCAAUCUUUAGCUACUUGGGAUUAAAAAGCAAGAAGCUCGUGAGGAAAAUUGUGCAUAGAGGACAGUAGCAAUACUAAUUGGCCCUAACUCAAUGUUUUAUGUUGUAUGGGAGGAAAUAAGAGAAUUAGCUUGAAUUAUAAGCAAAUCAUGUCAUGGAAUACUGUCGGCUUGCUGCGUCUCUGGCCCCAUCAGUGUCCGACCCAGAUUGCAACUUCAAAUAUGAGCACGAAGAAUGACGAAUUCCAUGAGACGAGUGAAUUGGUAUGAAUUACGGACGUAGGCGAUGUCAAGGCAAGGAGCAAAUUCACAACGCAUAUCAUCAUAAUUUCUAAUUAACCAUCCCGCGGCUUGGAACCGAUCCACUUAUAGUCAACAUCAUGCGGAGAAAUCUGGUAGCUUAGGCGUUAUACCGGGUACCAGUCCUUUUGAUAGUGCAGUUCAAGGAUGAACAACAUCUCUUGUGUCAGGUUAUGCAACCUAUUGAAUUCAAGGAAGCUUGACGAGAUCAAUGUUUUGAAGGGAAUGUUUGCUUAGCAAGAGAAGCCUGAUUCUUAGUGAAAGGAAUUUCCCGGUUGGUUAUGUGGCUGAGAAACUCAAUGUAUGCAUAUGUUGUGACUUGGGUAAAAGGCCAAGAGUU